AACACGGGACACGGAAUUUUCCUCGAUGGUUCGCUUAUCGGAACGGGCGGAACUCCUCCGGGUGGCAGCUCGGUGAAGUGCGAGUGUGUGGAAGAGGGCGGCGCGAACGUCAGCGAAAUCGGAAACUCGGUGAUCCCGCAGCAGCAGCAGCAGCCAGCAGCCAGCAGCUAGCACCCAGCACCAGCAACCCCCACCAAUCCCCUGAAACGCAGCAGGCAACGUCGACGACGGAAGGGGAAGGGGGGGCUGGAGUAAGAGGGGCGUGACGAGUGCAGGCAACGUUAAAAGGCCGGAUCAUCCUCCCUGGCCGGGGGUGAUACGCCGUCGGAAGGGGCUACUAGCCAGCCACAGGCCACAGCAGCGAAAAUCGGCAGCGGCAGUGGCAGCGGCGACGGCAGCACCAGCGAUAGCGAAAAUGGAGGCCGAGGUGCAGCAGCAGCAGCAGCAGCAGCCGCAGGAUGUUUACAUCCAUCACCACAACCACCCGACGACGGCGACCAUCAUCGACGAUCGGCAGGAGUGCGAAGUGUGUCUUACGUACCGUGUAGGUGACAUUCUGCUGGACAUCUUCGAGCCGCGGGACGAGGCGGAGAAGGAGAUGCCGUACCUGGUGUGGAAACAUGUCGGGCUCCAGUUUACGCAGUGCGCCCGGAAGCAGUUCAUCUGCUACGACUGUUGGAAGGCGCUCCAGGAGUUUAACCGUUUCUACAUGAUGGUGCAGGACGUGCACACGAAACGGGCCGAAGAGCUGGCGGCGAUCAAGCAGGAACCGAUGGAAGAAGCACCGGAAGAGCAGCAGCAGCAGCACCACCACCAUCAUCAUCAUCGCCACUACCAGCAACCACCAGCCGCGUCCGGGGAACCCGUAGAGAACGGGGUGAACGGAAGCGAAUACGCACCCGUUGCCAUGGCCGACUGCCAUGCACCACCACCACCACCACAAUCGUCUUCGUCGCUGGUAACUGCUGGUCCAAGUGAGCCACAGAACGGUGUGAAGGAUGAGUUUUGCCAACCGAGGGCCGGUGGUCCGGGUGAGCUGCUGCUGAACAACGGUGUCAUGGUAACGGGUGACAUGGAGAUGCAGGCAGGCGGUGCAGCAGGCCAUGUUGUGAGUGGUGCUGGGGCGGUGCUGGAACUACCGGAAGGCAGCGGGCAGCGAGCCGGUCCCGGACCGGGUGGUCUGCCCGGUACACCCGGUAGCCGGAAGCGCAAGAACCAGGAGAUGGACGAUGAGAUACUGGACUUUUACAAGCAGCUGGUGUGCGACGUGUGCGACGAUCGCACCGAGUACGGUACGAUGAAGGAGCUGAACCAACACAUGAGGCUAGCGCACGGUGAAGAGUCGGGCCGUGUCGGGUGCCCACAGUGUGGCAAACAGUUCCGCACCAGGGUGAAACUGCUCGAGCACAAGCAGACACACGAUCACCAUCAACAUCAGCAUCAGCAUCAGCAGGUUCCGGCGACACCGACGACGGUUGGCGGUGAGACGGACGCCGAGAAGCUCCAGUCGGCCCAGAUGGAUCAGGAGAUACUGGAGUUUUACAAGCGGAUCGUGUGCGAUGUGUGCGAUAGUGGGACCGGCACCGGCACCGGCGGUUCCUCGACACCUUCCACCCUGUACGGUACGGUGCGGGAGCUGAACCAUCAUAUGAGAUUGGCGCAUGGGCAGCAGGCGGGCACGGUCAAGUGUCCGCUGUGCGAGAAGAAGAUCCGGACACGACCGAAGCUGCUCGAGCACAAGCGGAUGCACCUGCCCGGUGCGUUCGUUGCCGAGGAAGAUCCAUCCGGGGCGAACCGACCGAUUGAUCUUGGUACCGCUGGUGGUGGUGGUGCUGGUGCCGGUAGUGGUCCGGAGCUAUCCGAGGAACAGUCGUUCGAUGUGGAAAUAUUCGAUUUCUACAAACCGAUCGUCUGCGAAAUCUGCGACUCGGAGCGACUGUUGGGCAGCGGCGAGGGUGGUGGUGGUGGUGGUGGUGGUGGUGGUACGGUGGACGCAGAAUACCGUACGUUACGGCAGCUGAAUCAACAUAUGCGCACGUCGCACGGCCAAGAAUCGGGCACGAUCAAGUGUAAGCUCUGCUCGAAGAAGUUCCGCACGCGCGUUAAACUGAUCGAGCACAAGGAGAUGCACCAGAACCCGGACCGGUUCCGGUGUACCGUGUGCCAGGAGGUGCACCAGAACCUCGAGGAGCACAUGCAGAACAAACACCAGGAUUGGGCGUUCUCGUGCGAAGAGUGCGGCAAACGGUUUCCCUUCAAGAGCCGCCUCACCGCUCACAUGGGCAAGGUGCACCAGAAGAAGGACAUCAUCUGUGAGGAGUGCAACAAACCGUUCACCAAGCUGACGAUUGAGAAGCAUAAGCGGGCCGUACACGGUACGAUGCUGAUGUGCGAGACUUGUCCGAAAACUUUCAAAACACGCGCCUCUCUUGAACGCCACAUGGAGGGCCACAUUGGCGGUGGCGAUCAACUGCUGCAGCAACAGCAACAGCAACUACACCACCAUCAACAACAACAACAACAGCAACAGCAAUCGCAACCACAGCAACAGCAGCAGCAGCAGCAGCAAGGAUCGACUACUCCUACGGUGGUGGCAGCGUCUGCGGGUACCGGAACCGUAGCCAGCGGCACCGUUAGCUGCACGCUGUGUAACUCGGUCCUGAAGGACGAGUACAACCUGAAGACCCACAUGAAGCGGAUCCACGCCGAGCAAACGCCGUCGACGUGCAAAACGUGCGGCAAAACGUUCAAAUCGAAGCACAGCCUCUAUACGCACAUCUCGAACGUUUGCACCACGCGCCAGUUCCCCUGUACGGUGUGUGCGAAACAGUUCAAGAAGCGGACAAAGCUGAAACAACACAUGACCGCAGCCCAUGGUCGGAGUGCCGAUUCUCAUCGGGCACUGCUGGAGAAACUAGUGGGAGCUGCGGAGGAACCGAAGGGUAUCAUCAUCGAAUCCGAUACACCAGAACUCGGUGAGGAAGACAAUGUGUUACCCUCGACCGAAUUCAUUGCCAUCAAGCCAGAGCCGAUGGAAGUGUUUGAAGAACCGCGGGAGGACAAGGAUUUGGAGCUUCCACAGGUGGAAGAGGGUUCUGGAGAAUCCUCAGGUGAUGCCGCUGCUUGUUCCAUCGGCCAAAAGGAACCGAUAGAGGUCAAAGAACCCGCCAAGACGCGUACAACCGUUCGAAAAAGCGCCCGUAAUCGGCAACCACUGGCGAAAACGGUGAUCAGUAAGACGACCAUCGACCAAGAGUUGCUGGAGUUUUACAAGCGGCUGGUGUGUGAAAUAUGUGAUCUUGACCAAAUGGCCACCGGAGAGCCACCGGUUGAGUAUGACAAUUUGAAGGAGUUGAACCGGCACAUGCGAAGGGCGCACGGACAAGGCGAGGGCAGCGUAAAGUGUCCGCUGUGUGAGAAAAAGUUCCGAUCGAGAGGGAAGCUACUGGCACACAAGGAUAUGCACCUCAACCCGGACCAGUACCGGUGCAAGGUGUGUGAGGAGGUGCACCAGAACAUCGAGGAGCACAUGCAGAACAAACACCAGGAGCGCACGUUCUGUUGCGAGGUCUGCGGGAAACGGUUCCCAUUCCAGACGCGACUCAAUGCGCACGUUCGCAAGAUGCACACCGCCAAGGACAUCAUCUGUGAGCAGUGCAACAAGGCCUUCAGCAAAUACACCAUCGAAGACCACAAACGGGCCGUGCACGGUAAUGGGUUCAUAUGUGAGCAUUGUCCGCGCAGCUUCAAAAGCCGGUUCCAGCUGGAAAACCACAUGGAAGAGCAUAGGGUCGAGGAGAGCGGAGUGCGACCGGCAAAGGCAACUUGCACCGUCUGUGGCAUCGUGGUGCGGAACAAGUACAAUCUCACGACGCACAUGAAGCGGAUGCACACGGAACAGAAGCCGGCUCGGUGUGAGUCGUGCGGAAAGGUGUUCAAAUCGAAGCACAACCUUGACGCACACCGGGCAAACGUGUGCACGGAUCGUAGCUUCCCUUGCACGAUCUGUAGCAAGCGGUUCAAGAAGAAGAUCAAGCUGAAGGAACAUAUGACGACACACACGCGGAGCGCCCUGUACCAGUGCCCGUACUGUCCGAUGAGGUUCAGCUUCGAAACGCAGCUCUACACCCAUCGUAAGCAGGCACACUACGAGCAGUGGCUGGAGCUACAGCGCAAGCGGAAGGAAGGUGAACGUUUCCGGGUGAAUCGGCGCGACCUUUUCGUGAACGAAGACUCCCAAAACGCGAUGCCAACGGUCUGCGAAGUGUGCUACUGCUCCUCCGCUGAGCAGACCUAUCUCGAUAUACUGGGCGAAGAACAGAGUGGCCGGAAUGUGGUGAUGCUGCUAUCGUUGCAUCUGCAGUUUGUGCAUAUCGAUAUGCACCGGAAUCCGGAGCAGUAUCGUUGUACCAUCUGUGCCGAGGUGCACCAGGAGCUUGAGGCCCACAUUAACGACAGGCACCGGUGGAAACAGUACACCAAAUACAGCUUCAAGUAUCAUAUGCGCACCGUCCAUGGAAAGCUGGAGCUGGUGUGCGAACACUGCGGUAAGGUUUACCGGACGAUCGGUUUGCUGAACAAACACAAAGCUCUACAUGAGAAGACAAAGUCUCCGGCAAAGAUGACAAACUGUACGUCCAAGGAGGCGUAUCUGGAUAUUUUCGCCGAAGAGCACUCCGGCAAACAAAUUGCCCUGAUCAUUCAGAAGUAUCUCUGGUUCGAAUUUCAUGAUUUCUACACCGAAAUUCAACGAGCCCAAGCGUUAGCUUUUGUGCAUGGCACCGAUGCGGCCACACCUGCCGGAACAGUACCGGAUUGCAUCGUGGAAGAAUGUGCCGCAAGCAAGAUUCAUACCGAGUUCUACGAGGUGAAAGUAGAACCAACCGAUAACGUCUCGGAAGGAGUUAACGAAGAAGAAGGGGAAGAUAACUGUACAGAGAAACCCUUAGCGUGUGUGUUUGUGAAAUGUGAGGGGCUCGUUGCACCGGAUCCAACGGCACAGUCCGAUCACGAAGAAGUAGACAUUUUGCAGGAGCAGCAGGAGCAACAACAGCAGCCACAGCCGCCACCGACUGAGGAAGAUCAAUCCGUUGAUUCAUCAGACGCUUGCUCUACGGCUGGCGAAGGAACGUCGAAACCGAAACAAACGAGAAACGCCGUCACUAGUCAGGACUCAAAGAGACGAAAAGUGGAAGACCAGAAAAAGGAGGAUGAAGAAUUGCUGCGCUUCUACAAGCGGAUAGUAUGCGAGACGUGUGACAACCAGCGGAUGAUGGCCGGAGAACCACAGAUAGAUUACGGCACCUGGAGGGCGCUGCUAAGGCACACGAAGGAGUGCCAUGGGCACGACAAAAUCUACGUCAAGUGCCCCGUUUGCGAGGUGAAACUGCGGACCAAAUUUAACCUGCUGCAGCACAUGGAAAUGCACGAGAAUCCGGAAAAGUAUCGCUGCAAGCUGUGCUCCGAGGUGCACCAGAACAUGAAGGAACACAUGCAGAACAAACACCAGGAGCGACAGUUUUGCUGCGACGUGUGUGGCAAGAAGUUCCCGUUCAAGAAGCGGCUCACGGUGCACAUCAAGAAGAUGCACGUGGAGAAGGAUAUUAUCUGCGAUCAGUGCCAGAAACCCUUUACUCGGUAUACGAUCGAGGACCAUCGGCGAUCGGUGCAUACGGCACGGUUCGUGUGCGAGCACUGUCCCAAAACGUUCAACAGUCGGUUUCGGUUACGGCAGCAUAUGGAGGAGCACGAUGAAAGCUUGCGCAACUCCACAUCCGUCCCGUGUACGGUAUGCGGACAGGUGAUGCGCGACAAGUAUAUUCUUAGUCGGCACGUAAAACUGAUGCAUACCGUGCAGCCGCCCGUGAGUUGCAAUACGUGCGGUAAAACGUUCAAGUGUAAACGCAACCUAUCGGUGCAUAUGGCCAACGUUUGCCUUGAACCGACGCGCCUCUUCCCGUGCACGAUCUGUGGUAAACAGUUUCGGCGCAAAAACAAACUGAAGGAGCACAUGUCGACGCACACUGGGAGACCGCUGUACAUGUGCUCGUUCUGUCCGGAAACGUUCCGCCAGGAUACGCAUCUGUACUACCACCGGAAGAAUGCGCACUACGAGCAGUGGCUGGAGAUGCAGAAGCAGCGAAAGGAAGGGGGAAGCGCAAUGGAAUGCCAGGUGUGCUAUCGGACUAACGAGCCUGCAUAUUUGGAUAUUUACGCCAAGGAGCACAUCGAUAAACGUAUAGCCACGUUAAUAGUCCAGCAUCUGUGCUUUGAGCUAUUGCCGAACGUGGACGCGCCACUCAUCUGCCUCAAGUGCUGGACCGCUUUGGACGAGUUUCACAGAUUCUAUAGUGAGAUUGAAGUGGUGCGGCGGGCCAGAAUAGAGGAUGACGAGAGUAACAAGCACAAGGUGGAGUCUCCCAGUUCCGCGUGCCAAGAUGAGCCCACGUACACCACGGAGUUUCUCGAGAUUAAAGACGAACCACUGGAAGAGGAAGACGAUCAAGGGGACGACGAGGAACCGUUCGAUGAGGGUACGGUAGAUAAGGGGGAACCACCGGACAUGGAGGAUUCCGAUGCUCCCGACGAAGAAGAGGAAGAAGAAGGUGAGGAUGAUGGCGGUGGAGAAGAUGCUACGUCUUCCAGCGACCGGAAACCGUCGAAAACCGAACUGAGAACAGCGAGAAGGAACAUGGAGAACGCGGAGAGAAGCGAAAACCCCGUUCAAACGGAUUCUAAAAACAAGGUGAUCUCGGACGCUGUACCGAUAAUGGACGACGGCGAACUGCUGGAGUUCUACAAGCGGAUCGUGUGCGAGGUUUGCGACAAUCAGCGCAUGAUACGGGGUGAACCGUUGAUCGAUUUUGGCUCCUGGACGGCACUGUUGCGCCACUCGAAGGAGGUGCACGGUCACUACAAAAUCUUCGUCCAGUGUCCAAUCUGCGGGGGGAAGUUGCGCACGAAAGUUACCCUAUGGCAGCACAUGGAUAUGCACAAGCACCCGGACAAGUAUCGAUGCGUGGUGUGCUCCGAGGUGCACCAGAACAUGAAGGAGCACAUGCAGAACAAACACGAGGAGCGGCAGUACAGCUGCGAUCUGUGUGGCAGUAAAUUCCCCUUCAAGAAGCGCCUCGUGGUGCACAUGAAAAAGAUGCACGCGGAAAAAGAUGUGCAAUGUGAUCAGUGCCACAAAUCGUUCACCAAGUACACGAUCGAGGACCACAAGCGUUCGGUGCACAUGGCACGGUUCGUGUGCGAGCACUGUCCGAAAACGUUCAAAAUACGGUUCCGGCUGUUGAAGCACAUGCAGGAACACGACCAGAGCCUGCGCACUGCCACCUCCGUCCCGUGCCACAUCUGCGGCCAGGUGAUGGGCGACAAGUACAUCCUGAGCCAGCACAUCAAGCACAUGCACGCCGAGCAGCAAUCGGUCAACUGUGAUAACUGUGGCAAAACGUUCAAGAACAAGCGCAAUCUGACCGUCCACCUGUCGAACGUGUGCAUGAAGCUGGCACGGAUGCACCCGUGCAGUAUCUGCGAUAAGCAGUUCCGCAACCUGAACCGACUGAAAGACCACAUGGCAACCUGUACGCCAUGAUGAAGCAUCUGAGCAGCAUGGAUCGAAAUCAAAGUAGCCAGUCCAUAUAGGAGCAAUUAGUGGCAGCAGGAUGGCUACUAGGGUACUGCUCUAGGCAUUUUCGUUUCAAGCAAGUAUUAGUUGGCUCGUUGGUAUGGGGACAGGCGUUAUUAGUUUCGUUUCAGCACUGUGUGUAUUUAAAGUAAAGUUUUAGUUUUAUUUGGGAAAAUUAAAACUGUAAAUUAUAAUCAGACGUAGGAUCACUGCAUAUGCUUCCUAUCGUUUGGAUGGGCCAUCAUGAACGCUGCAUCUAAUUUGCAUUCUAAGCCAUUCGUACUCGAAAGCACACUCAUUUGAUUGCAUAAAGGGGGUUUUACUUAAGUAUCCACCAUUCCCAGUCCCGUGAUACAACGCUUUUUGUACUUAU
Molecule: messenger RNA, 8003 nt
Organism: Anopheles aquasalis
Lineage: Eukaryota; Metazoa; Arthropoda; Insecta; Diptera; Culicidae
Biological process (GO): regulation of transcription by RNA polymerase II
Cellular component (GO): nucleus
Molecular function (GO): RNA polymerase II transcription regulatory region sequence-specific DNA binding; zinc ion binding; DNA-binding transcription factor activity, RNA polymerase II-specific
Source: RefSeq, a predicted model, not a curated record